Messenger RNA from Symbiodinium natans, 4311 nucleotides. Lineage: Eukaryota; Dinophyceae; Suessiales; Symbiodiniaceae. The record is from the annotation of a GenBank genome assembly.
AUGGCCGGGCCGGCUGGAGAUGUCCGCACGAUGUCUCCGCAGGAGACUUCACAAUGGUGUAACUCUUUAGCACUCUGUGGCGUAAAGGGCCGCAUUCUGCGCGACCUCCAGGAGCAGAUCCAGAAGCGACAAAUCGAUGGCCUGCUUUUUGACAGGAUGCUCAGGAGCAACACCCUGACGGACCUGGGUAUUGAGGAGCUCAAUGCACGACUCGCUUUAGCCAUCCGGAGAAGUUGGUCGACGGAUUUCAACGGUGUGACCUUCAUCGACUAUGCUGCCAGCCAGGCGCAUUUUCAAAGCCGAAUGCCCGACGACGAAGUCCGGCGACAGAAGCGCGACUUCCUGAGCCAGAUGAGCGUGGACACAGCUCUAGAUUCAGAGUAUUCCCGCGCCGUGGAUCCUCGGGGACCUCAGAGCUGGCCCUCCUCCAAGGUGGGUGCGAGGGAGCCACCGAACUGGUCUCCCUCCAUGGGUCGUGGAGGCCGGGCCCCGAUGCGAGGAGACCCAAUGGCCAUGGAGCGUGGCAUGGUGCAUGGCGGCGGCCCGCGCGACCCGAGGUUUGAGGAUCCCUAUCCGCCUAUGGAGCCACGCGUGCCACCGCCGUUUCCGGGAGAGCGCAGCUAUGAUCUCGAUCCUUGGGAGCGGGGGCCGCCUAUGGCCAUGGACAGACGUGGCGAGCGUGGGUUGCGGGGACGGGACGACUUUGACAUGCAGCGCAUGCCACUCGGACGAGGCUCACCGGGGUUGCAGCUUCCACCCUCCCCAAAUACGAGAGAUCAGUAUGGCGGCUACCCAGACCCCGGGUAUUCUGAUCCAGGUUACGACGAUCCUUACGAUCGACAGCCCUUGCAUCUUGAUCGAGAUCCAGGACGCGCCUAUGGCGGAUACCCAGACAGAGGUGUUCCAUACUCUCCAGAGGAUGGGCGAUACGAUCGUCACGCCUCGAGGAGGAGUCCCGGUGCUUCUGACGAUUGGGGGGGCAUGGGUCUGGACCAGGCUCUGCCUAAGCAGGCGCCCAUUCCCGGCAAUGUGGCACGCAUGUACGCUGAGGGUGGAUCGCGGGGAACCCCACCAGGGUCACGCGGGUUCCGCGGCCUCGAGGCUCCUGAGCCAGAAGUGCCAAUGCCAUCGGGGCCCUCGAAGGGGGGUCGUGCGAACGUUCGCGACCCGAAUGCGGGGGCCGAGUGGGGCGGCCUCUCCCUUGGCGAUGUGAUGGAGCCCAGAAGGCUUGAACCGCACAGGAGUGAGCCUUCCAGCGACAUCCUGGGAGCUUUCGCGAAAGCCCACAGUGCGUUCGUCUUGCUGGGAAGAGGUGCAGCAGGACAUGGGCUUUUCAUCACAUCGCCCGCUGAUGUUGGAACGCUGCUGCUGGUGGUUCCAGCUGGCAGGAGUGCGCCUUCGGCGCUGCGCCACUUGGACGUGGCGGCGCCUAACAGCAAAGGACCGGUCUACAAUCUGGUCCAGGCCACCUCGACAACGACAGCUCUGGAGGGCGUCAAGCUGCCAGAGGUGCCUGAGCGCUUGAAGGAGGCCCUGGGUGCCCUCCUUAGCGACCCAAGGCAGUGGCGCUCCGUGAGUGCUCCGCGCCGGUUGCGCGUGCCGGGCCGGUGCGGCGAGGUGGAGCUGCAAUCUUCUGAGCUGUUCUUUGCUUUGGCAAAGCUCACGCGAGCUCCGGUCUCGGAGCCUUUUCGGAUCCAUGGCUUGGUGAACCACAGCUGCCAGCCCAACGUCCAGCGGACGUUUCUACCCGCAGAUGAUGCAGAGAAGACACCCCCCCGCCUGGUGCUGCGUGCGGCCGCGUCGGUGGCUGCUGGCGAGGAGCUGAUGGACAGUUACUUCUUCCCCUUCGUGCCAUUGACAGAAAGGCGGCGGCUGGUGACAGCCUUGGGCCCCGAGGCGUCCUUCCUUUGCCGCUGCCCACGCUGCCUUUCAGAAGCGAGCCAGUGCAAUGAGGAUGCCGAGCAUGCUGCCUGGUUGAAGCUCAAGAGGCUGGUGGCAGAACUUGCUCUCCUUCGAGGAAAGCGAGCAGAUCCGCAUCCAGAGGCCCACCUGUUUCCAGGCGUUGCGGAUCCGUUGCUUCGGCAGCCGGCAGCCUUGCACCUCGUUUCGCAGCUCCAGGAGAUCUUGAACGCUGAUCGGCUUGCUUCCGCCAGCUGGGCCGUGGCGGCAGCUCUACUGGCCGACCUCCAGGUGGCGGUGGAGGGCGACUUCUGGGCCGCAGAUCGCACGUUAGGCGCCCUCCUUGCCGUGCUGGCGCCAAUGCCGGGACUCGCGCUGGGCCUCGAGGCUGCCGCCGUGCGCGCCAGCUUCGCGCAGGCGCGGCGCGCGCUCCACGGGGAGAGAGGGGACUGCGACGCGGUGGCGGAACUGGCUCAGUGGGGCGACCGAGAUGUUGGCACUUCUUACAGCUGCGUCGGUGUGUGGCGGAACGGCACAGUCGAGAUCAUCCCCAACGACCAGGGUAACCGUACCACUCCAUCCUACGUGGCCUUCACGAAGCGUGGACGUGUGCGAGGCGAUGACGCCUUUUCUCAGGUCGAGCGCAUCCCGCAGAAUACCGUUUUCGAUGCCAAGCGCCUGAUUGGUCGCCAAUUCUCGGACAGAGUCGUGCAGGAGGACAUUAAGAAAUGGCCCUUCAAGGUCGUCGCCGGCGAAGGCGACAAGCCGGAGAUCGUGGUCACAGUCGGGGGUGAGGAGAAAAAGUUCCAGGCGGAGGCAAUUUCUUCCAUGGUCCUCGGCAAGAUGAAGGAGACGGCGGAGGCCUAUCUCGGCACCGAGGUCAAGGACGCCGUGUUGACGGUGCCGGCAUACUUCAAUGACUCGCAGCGCCAGGCCACCAAGGAUGCAGGUAGCAUUGCCGGCCUGAACGUGAUGAGACUCAUCAAUGAGCCAACUGCUGCAGCCAUUGCCUAUGGCUUUGACAAGAAAGUUGACAAGAAAGGCGCACAGAACGUCCUCGUCUAUGAUCUGGGCGGUGGUACUUUCGAUGUCUCAUUGCUGACCUGCGAAGAGGGCCUGUUCGAGGUGAAGGCAACUGCUGGCGACACGCAUCUGGGUGGUGAGGACUUCACCAAUCGCUUGGUGGAUUUCUGCAUGCAGGACUUCAAGCGCAAGAACCGUGGCCUUGACAUGGCGGGUGACCCGCGAGCCAUACGUCGCUUGCGAACGCAGUGCGAGCGGGCCAAGCGCCAUUUGUCUUCGACAACGGGGGUGGACAUCGAGGUCGACGCGCUUUUCGAUGGCAGAGACUGGUCCGUCUCUGUGUCUCGUGCGCGAUUUGAGGAGCUGAACAUGGAUUACUUCAGGCGCACCAUGGACCCAGUGGAUCGGGUCUUGCGAGACUCCCGCAUGGAUAAGGGUGAUGUGCACGAAGUGUUACUGGUUGGCGGCUCCGCACGAAUUCCCAAAUUGCAGUCCAUGCUCACAGAGUACUUCAACGGCAAGGAGACCAAUAAGUCCGUAAAUUUUGAUGAGGCGGUGGCCUACGGUGCCGCAGUGCAGGCUGCUAAGUUGACAGGCGAGGCUUCGUCCCAGCUGGAGGCCCUUCUGAUCUUGGAUGUGUCGCCCUUGAGCGUGGGUCUGGAAACUGCUGGUGGUGUGAUGACCAAGCUGAUCGACCGCAACACGACCAUCCCCACCAAGAAGGAACACACCUUCAGCACCGAUGCGGACAACCAGCCGAGUGUGUUGAUCCAGGUCUUUGAGGGCGAGCGCCCUAUGACCAAGGACAACAAUCUGCUGGGCAAGUUCUCCUUGGACGGCAUCCCGCCAGCCCCGCGCGGUGUGCCCCAGAUCGAUGUGACCUUUGAUAUCGAUGCUAACGGCAUUCUGACCGUGAGUGCGAAGGACAAGGACACAUCAAAUAAAAGCGAGAUGACCAUCAAACCCGACAAGGGCCGACUAUCGCAGGCCGAGCUCGACCGCUUGAUGCAAGAAGCAGAGCAUUUCCGUGCCGAAGAUGCAGUGCUGAUGAAGAAGAAGGAAGCCAAGAGUUCCAUGGAGCAGCUCUGCUUCGCCGCCCAAGGGUUGUUGAAUAACGAGAACUUGAAGGACUUUGUCGAGGACGGCGACAAGGAAAAGGCGAAGAAGGCCAUUCAGGAGGCCCUUGACUGGCUAGAUGACAAUGAGAUGGCCAAGACAGACGAGAUCCAGGACAAGCAGAAGGAGCUUGAGGCCGUCGUGAACCCAAUCCUGGGCAAGAUUGCGGCAGGUGGAGGCGCGAACGCGAUCCAAAUGUUGCGCGGGCCGGAGUCCAUGCCUGGGCAGCCCAUGCCUGGGAUGCCCAUGCCUGGGCUAGGCGAAGUGGAAUGA